Messenger RNA from Toxotes jaculatrix (banded archerfish), 1964 nucleotides. Its product is annotated as fibulin-7. The record is from RefSeq and is a predicted model, not a curated record. Bases 68 to 1414 code for a protein of 448 amino acids. Gene Ontology annotation, molecular function: calcium ion binding. Lineage: Eukaryota; Metazoa; Chordata; Actinopteri; Toxotidae. The transcript is spliced from 8 exons.
GCCUGCAACUUUUGACUCAUUUGAGGAGCUGUCGUCGACUGUGCAUUGGAUUGGUACUAGCGGAAAUAUGUUGGUGUCAGUUGCUGUUGUCAUCACCUUAGUGUGUUCACUCCAUCCUAUUUCUGGACAGGACUGUCCUACUAGGCAGGAAAUACAGGGCUCUCUGAAGCAAGUCCAGAAGCUUCUUUCAGCCCAUGAAGCCUCCUACAUGCAGAGUCUACGCAACCUGAAGAAGAAAAUAAACUUACUGCAGAGCAACACAGGGAAGCAGACAACAAAAGCCAUCAACAGUACCUGCACAAAACUGGAUGCACCGCUUAAUGGAAGGAAACUUGGCAAGUCACACAGUGUGAGCCAUGAGGUUCACUUUCUGUGUGACCCUGGCUAUGAACUGGUGGGAUCAGAGAGCAGGGUUUGUCAGGAGAGCCUGACCUGGAGUGGUCAGCAGCCUACCUGUCGAGACAUCAAUGAGUGUGCAUCCUCUCCGUGCCUGAACGGCGGGACAUGUGUGGAUGAGGUGAACCAGUUCUCUUGUGUCUGCGCCAAAGGCUGGGCUGGAGCUACCUGUCAGAGCCCCGUGCCAACAUUCUUUGUUACCAUGACAAACACCUCUGCUGCCACCUCCGCAGCAACCGUUGCGGCUGCUGCUACCUUGCCAGCUGCCACCACUGGGCCCUUCGUUCGUCCAUCACGUUGCACUAUAGUGCAGGGGACAACCCACUGCACCUGUGAGCCAGGAUACACCAUCUCUGGCAGGGACAGCAACACCUGCACUGAUAUAGAUGAAUGUGAGCUGUUCCAUAAUGGCCAGGCUGGGAGACUGUGUUUACAUGCUUGUGUUAACACCCCCGGAGGCUACCGCUGCUCCUGUCCUGCUGGAUAUAAUGUGACCCGCGAUGGACGCAGCUGUAAAGACAUUGAUGAGUGUGCCACCAGACAAAAUAACUGCACAAAGGACCAGAUGUGCAUUAACACAUACGGCGGUUUCCAGUGUGUCCGCGUGGACUGCCCUAAAAUACCUAAUGCUACAUAUGUCAAGACAUCGUCUCUGCGUUGUGAGCGUAACCCCUGUCCCGUGGACAACAAGGCUUGUUCUCAGGCCCCAAAUUCCUUCUCCUACCAUUACCUGGCUGUCGUGUCCAACCUGUCAGCUCCUCGCGUCAUGUUCAGGGUCUCAGCACUGCGUCCAGUGGGUGACACGCUUCGCUUCUCCCUGCUGGGGGGAAAGCAGGCCCGGCGCCACUUUACAGUCCAGCGUUCAGACCGUCUGACCGGUCAGCUGAUGCUGGUGAGUCCCGUGCAGGGCCCUGCCACUCUGGAGGCAGAUGUGGAGAUGAGUGAGCUGGAGAGACGUGUCCAACUGGGGAGGUACAUCACCAAAAUCACCAUGUUUGUUUCCCAGUAUGAGUUCUAGAAAGAGAAGGGUUGAUGUGGAAACACUCUUAGAGCACAAAUGCCAAACAUUUGGUUUGGAUUUAGCUAAGAACUAAGGAUAUUUGGUCAUGGAUGUGUGAUAAUCUGAUAUGCAUGAUACAACUGCAUGCUAUAAAUGUUUUAGAGUGUGGGUUUUUCAGGGGCAUUGGUAACAAGCUAAAGAAAUCCAAACUUGGUGAUGGAUCUUUGGGUGACUUGUGUAUGUAUAAGAACAUGAGUUUUGCAGUAAAUAAAACAUAUUUAUUUCACAAAUACAGAAAUGAGUGUAGGCGAUAUAGAAGGGGAAUAACAUGAUGUAGCAAACAAUAAACAAGGAUUUAACUGAAGGACACCUAUAACAAGCUGAACCAAAAAAUAUGUAGACAGUCCAUCCUGAAAGAAAGUGCUAUUUAUUUUGUAAAUGGCAGUCCAGAUAUGUUGACAUGUAUGUUAUGUUUACUGAACAUGGAAUCAUGAUGUAUGAAGAUUUUGUAAUCCUUUCUGCAAUGUUUGUGUAUAUUCUGGUCUCAGUACAAUCUCCAACACAAUCA